Messenger RNA from Hypoxylon fragiforme, 3633 nucleotides. RefSeq lists its product as uncharacterized. Gene Ontology annotation, molecular function: zinc ion binding; DNA binding; DNA-binding transcription factor activity, RNA polymerase II-specific. Bases 673 to 3297 code for a protein of 874 amino acids. Gene Ontology annotation, cellular component: nucleus. The record is from RefSeq and is a predicted model, not a curated record. The transcript has 7 exons. Gene Ontology annotation, biological process: DNA-templated transcription; regulation of DNA-templated transcription. NCBI's taxonomy places the organism in Eukaryota, Fungi, Ascomycota, Sordariomycetes, Xylariales, Hypoxylaceae.
CCCUGCUGCCUACAAGUACGUGCAACAUUGAACUACACCUACAUAUCUUUGACACACUGUAAUCUGCAUGUGUAGAGAAGUUUCUUACUUGCUGACAACAUUGAACCGCGUGGCUGUGAAGUUGAUUCAUUCAUUACCUAGUACCUUUCGGAUUCCCAUCCAAUCUAUGUCUACCAGAUUACAUACCUACCAGACUACCUAUACUUACGGUAGUAAAUACUCAAAAGGUCAUAAUUCAAUUCCACUUGAAAGGCUUAGGCUACCUACUAUCCACGAUUUUACAUAGGUUAAGAGAUAACUAGAUCCCCGUCCCCAAUUCUCCAUCCUACAUUCUCCACCUUGUGGUGCUUUAGGCCCUCUUUCAAAUCUUCCUUUGAUCUUCUACUUUUAUUACUACUUCUACUUCACAGGCUCGAGCUCAGUCGUGAGAUCUAUUAGCCAAAUGAGUAAAGCUGAAUCUUAUGACAUGAGACAAAAUUAGAAAUACAUAUAUGCAUAUAUAUAUAUUUGAAUAUCGAAUCGUAUUCUCGAAUAAGGGGGCGAAAAGGGAAGAUAGGAUAGGCCACUCGUGGUGGCUAGAAGAUUGAAGCGCAUUCCGAAAUACCACCAUUAUUCAUCCUGGCUCUCCCAUCAGCCUAUCGCGAUAUAUUUCGUUCCGUAUUGGCUUACUAGAUGAUGUCUACUUCUAACGGCGCAACCUCUGGUGCCGCUGCGAACGACUCCGGAUCUCAGGGCGCCGACAACAGUCCGAUCGCCGUAAUAACCCCUCCUGCUGUUUCUCAACCACAGAAUAAUGGCAGUAUUCCCAGACCGAAACGACUGGCAUGUAUGAUAUGCCGGAAACGCAAGCUUAGAUGCGAUGGCGUCAAGCCUAGUUGCAGCACCUGUACGAGACUAGGACAUGAUUGCGCCUACGAUGAAGUGAGACGAAAGAGCGGCCCGAAACGAGGUUACGUUAAGGCCUUAGAAGAGAGACUGAAACAAGUCGAGACUCUCUUGAAUAAGACACAGGAGCCAGCACGCACCGCUGGACCCGAAGUGGACAAAACGCCGACCGCUGCUUUCGAACAGAAUCGUGGUCAGCGACCGGCAACGACCCCAAAUUUCAACGUCAACAAUGCCUCCAUCGGUAUCGCAGCAGAUCGUGAUAUGGACAGAUGGCAAUUUAACGAGGAAUCUCCGCAAGCUGGCAGUGGCUUAGACGAAUUCAAUUUUGGCGGAAAUAUGUCAAUAAACAUGAACAGUAACAUGAAUAAUAUAGGCAAUAUGGACAACAGCUUCACGUGGGAGAUGAUUGGCCUCGGGCUAGAAGAGCCACUUCCACCUCAGGAUACAAUCGACGAAUUACACCAGAUAUUCUUUGAGAAAAUUCAUCCAUCGUUGCCCAUGAUUCAUAAAUAUCGGUAUCUAGCAGCGAUGAAUCUGGCACCGAGUCAAAGGCCGCCCGUCGCAUUACGAUAUGCCAUCUGGACCCAGGCUUGUGCCGUGACGGACAAGUAUACGGAUUUAAGAGACCUAUUUUACCAGCGCGCUCGUAGGUAUAUGGAAGCGGAUUCUGUCAAGGGCUACGGCGAACACAUGAUUUCAGUUGCCCAUGCUCAGACUCAUGUGCUACUUGCCUCAUAUGAAUUCAAGAUGAUGUACUUCCCAAGAGCAUGGAUGAGCACCGGUGCAGCCGUGCGCCAAUGCCAGAUGAUCGGAUUGCACAGGCUUGAUGGAACAGGCCUUGACGUAAAACAAUGCCUUCCUGCACCCCGUGACUGGACGGAGCGAGAGGAGAGACGGCGCACAUUCUGGAUGGCAUUUUGCAAGGACCGAUAUGCCAGUAUUGGCACAGGCUGGCCCAUGACAAUAGACGAGCGUGAUAUCAUGACCCAUCUACCUUCCUCGGAGGAGGCGUUCGAAAUGAGCCGGCCGGAGCAGACACAGUCACUUGCAGAGUCAAUGAGUCCGGCUGGAGCUGCUAAGCUUUCAUCAUUUGGUGGUGUCGUGUUAAUGGCCUGCCUGUUCGGCCGCAAUCUCAUUCAUCUUCACCGUCCAGAUGAAGAUGAUCGCGACCACGACCUCAACGGGGAAUUCUGGAAGCGCCAUAGAAAUAUGGACAACAUUUUGUUGAACACCUCUCUCUGUCUACCAAACCACUUAAAGCUCCCCGCUGGACUCUCUAAUCCCAAUAUCGUGUUUACUAAUAUGAAUAUCCAUACCUCAACGAUAUGUCUCCACCAAGCAGCUAUUUUCAAGGCAGACCGGAAUAAACUCCCACCAUCUGUGAGCGCAGAAAGCAAGGUUCGCUGUAUUACGGCAGCAAACGAGAUUGCUAGCAUCAUGCGAAUGGUGUCUCAUUUGGACUUGUGUGCGAUGAACCCUUUCAUAUCCUUUUGCUUAUACGUGUCUGCACGGGUAUUCGUUCAGUACCUCAAGAGUCGGCCGGAUGAUGGCCAGACGGCGGACUCAUUACGAUUCCUCCUCGCUGCCAUGAAUGCGCUGAAACGAAAGAACCCAUUGACCGAAUCAUUCCUGGUACAAUUGGAUGUCGACUUGGAAGCAUUGGGGACGAGAAUACCCAAGCUCAAGUCGGCAUUUCCAAGAAGUGCGGAUAGUCCCGGCUCCGGUUCCAAGGUACCAAAUAUGUAUCAAAGGUCUAACAGUAAUGCGGCGAAAUGUGAUACUCGGGACGGAGGCAGUGGCAUCCUCGCAUACCGGGAUGCAAAUGUGGGAGGUACCGAUCCCGAAAACCAGAGUUCGGCAACUGGCGGGGGAAGACCAGAAAGCUUCUCUAGUCAGAGCUGGCAGCAACUCUCCACAGGCGAGCAAAGUUCAGGCCCAGACCAAUGUACUCAAGGGGUAAUGCCACCGGUAACGUAUUCGGGAUACGUCGACGGUACAGCGAACGACGCAAAUGGCAUGUCUACAUCGUCAAACACGGACGGACCAUCGAAUGGACCGACGCCUAACUCGAGCAGCGGCAGUGGUUCAGACAAUCGGCAGGGUAUGACAGGGACGGGUCAUAUGGCUAACUCGAGCGGUAGGACGUCGUUCGAUACCAGUCCUGUCCAUUCUCGUCAGAAUCUUAGCCCGCAGGAGGAGCUAGACGCGGCUACGGCAGCCUUCUUCCAAAUGGGCCCCGGUAGUGGCAUAGCCCCUGAACACAACUUCGGCACUACUGAAACGGCUGGGAACGCGUUCUCGAUUCCGAAUGGGUGGCCCGGAACAUCCGGCAUGACACCAGUAACCGACGGUGUGCUUCAAACACUCAUAGAUAUGCGAAUGGAUUUAGGGUGGGACUCGAGUACAUGAAAUUAUUCCCACUUAGUUCGGUAGACAUGUCAAUGAGGCGGGGAAAAUGUUAGUAGUAUCAUUCUGGUGGAUUUGAUACUUGGUGCAGAACUGGUUUUGCUGGGACUUGGAUACCUCUUGAGAUAUAUAUAUGGAUGGAUCAAGCUACGAGAAAAGGGCGUUUCUUGGUGCUGGAUGGGUUGGCCGACUCUAGCGUGGAGGAGACAUACGAAAUAAGGAUUAUAUGUACUAUAUAUACCUACUGGCUAAAUGCCGUGACGUGGCCUAUGAGUUAUAGUAUUAGAUACGUUGGCGACGACAAGAAUCCCACUUACAUCUAUAUCUACAUGCCACAUA